GACGUCGAGUAGUCCAGUUUCGAGUGACACUAGUUUCGGGUGGUGCUCCACACACGAGAGCCUCAGAGUUUAUUUAUUUUGCGCUAUUAUUAUUAUUGUUUUUCCUUUUUUUCUCGGCCGCGUUACCAUAUACGCGGACCGUGUUUAAAAAAUUUUGGAAAAAACCCGUUCAGCGCGAUGAAGUGAUAGUGCAGUCGUCGAUUUCCGGAUUUCCUGCUUUCCGCCGUUGCCAAAAAAUAAAAAACGGCGAAAAAAUUCGGCGUGACCGCGGCCGCAACGUUUUUUUGCGUAAAAUUUUUUCGGAUAAACCGCGAAAGUGGCUCUCUCGGUGACAGCCGCUUCGUCGGCGGCAUCAGCCGUGUUCUCCGAGAGCUCGGGCGACCUGCUGCCGGAGCUCAACAGUGCGGACCUAGCGAUGUCGCUGAGCCCUAAACCGCACCAUCAUCAUCACCACAAUCAUCACGCUGCGCACACGACACCAUUCUCUGUUACCGACAUACUCAGUCCAAUCGAAGAGUACCGUAAGCUUGAACUGUGCGGUUCGCCUUCCCCGUACCACAGGUCCAGUACAGCCGGUAGCACCGGUGGAAGUGCUUCCGGAAGCCCAGGAGCCAUGUCCGGCGGUGGAGGUAAUAACAACAACAAUAACAACAAUAAUAAUGUCCCAGGAGCGGUUCCGGCCGCGGCCAGUUGGCAUGUGCAUCCGCAAUUCCCGGCACCACCGCCGCCACCGCCUCAAUAUUGUCAACCCGACAUGGUCACGUCAUACGGCAAUUCGGCCACGUGGUACGGGGCACCCGCUAACGAUCCACGAUUUGCAAUAUCAAGAUUGAUGGGCUCGUCAAACACCCCGAUGAAUGGUAUGACAAACAUGGAAUGCGAUAUCAAACCACCUCUACAGUUUCCACUUACCCAGAGACGAAAGCGGAGAGUGUUGUUCACUCAGGCUCAAGUUUAUGAACUAGAACGGAGGUUCAAGCAACAAAAAUAUUUAUCAGCACCUGAACGAGAACAUUUGGCGAGUUUAAUUCAUUUGACUCCCACACAGGUGAAAAUAUGGUUCCAGAAUCAUAGAUACAAGUGUAAACGUCAGGCGAAAGAAAAAGCUAUGGCCGAACAAAAUGCGCAAAAUCAGGCUCAGAGUUCACCACGACGUGUGGCCGUGCCCGUUUUAGUGAAAGACGGCAAACCGUGUUCGGGUACGUCAGACGCGUCCGGCCAACAGCCCGCGCCCGGCGGCAAUAACUGCAACGGCCACAGCCCCGCUAUGCAUCACGGUGGCCACGUACCCGUCCCCGUCCACCACCAUCACCACGGUCACCAUCACCAUCACGGGUCGCCUAAUGUCGGGCACCACCAGCAACAGCACCAACCGCCGCAACAUCAGUUGCUCACCAACACCGCGAUGCCAUACCCAAGACAGAACGUCAGCCAACAUCACCAUCAACAGCAAAACAUGUCCUAUUUAUCCAUUCAAGGACGAGCAUGGUGAGCUAUGGCCCGUUAUAUAAUUACCUAUCUUAUUAAUAGACGAGCAUUAUAUUUAAUGUAGAUUUUCAAAAAAAAAUAAUUUCAUUUUGUUUUGUUUCAAUAUGAACUUUUU
This is a messenger RNA of Melanaphis sacchari, 1603 nucleotides long. RefSeq names its product thyroid transcription factor 1-like. Gene Ontology annotation, biological process: regulation of transcription by RNA polymerase II; cell differentiation. Gene Ontology annotation, cellular component: nucleus. Lineage: Eukaryota; Metazoa; Arthropoda; Insecta; Hemiptera; Aphididae. Gene Ontology annotation, molecular function: DNA-binding transcription factor activity, RNA polymerase II-specific; RNA polymerase II cis-regulatory region sequence-specific DNA binding. The coding region runs from base 416 to 1492 and encodes 358 amino acids. The record is from RefSeq and is a predicted model, not a curated record. The transcript is spliced from 5 exons.